Messenger RNA from Prunus avium (sweet cherry), 1017 nucleotides. It is a transcript of the gene TRX-M4, whose product is annotated as thioredoxin M-type 4. NCBI's taxonomy places the organism in Eukaryota, Viridiplantae, Streptophyta, Magnoliopsida, Rosales, Rosaceae. Gene Ontology annotation, molecular function: protein-disulfide reductase activity. The record is from RefSeq and is a predicted model, not a curated record. Gene Ontology annotation, cellular component: cytoplasm.
UCCAAUAAUACCAAAUGCCUUUGCUAGCCACACUACUCCCCAUCCAUUCGCUCGCUGCCUGCUCUAACUCCAUCUCCAUCUCCUCCAUCAACUACUCCGUCUCCACCCUAAAAAUCUCCCCAUCACAAUAAAGCUUCUCUCACUUCUCUCUCUCUCUUCAGCUCCGAUCCUCUGCGGCCAUGGCUACAGUCCUCGACUCUCUCGUCGUUCCUCGCUCCUCCGCCCUGCCUUCCUCGGCUGCGCUCUCUCCAAUCGCCGCCGCCGCCUCGGUUUCGUCCUUGUCCGGCCGCUCUGGAUUGCGUCACUACAGAGGCCUCAAGGUGGGGUCCGCUCUCCGAACUCGCUCUAUCGGAUCGCUGAGUUACGGUCCCGCUGCCGGAGGAGCUCGUCAUCGCCGAGGUGGGCUCGUCGUCUGCGAGGCUCAGGACACCGCUGUCGAAGUGCCUCCUGUUACUGAUGCAACGUGGCAGUCACUUGUUCUUGAAUCAGACUCCCCUGUUUUGGUUGAGUUCUGGGCCCCAUGGUGUGGGCCUUGCCGUAUGAUCCACCCUAUAAUUGAUGAACUGGCAAAACAAUAUGCUGGGAAGCUCAAAUGCUACAAAGUAAACACUGAUGAAGGCGCUGCAAUUGCAACCCAAUAUGGGAUUCGAAGCAUCCCGACUGUCAUGAUAUUCAAGGGUGGCGAGAAAAAAGAUACAGUUAUUGGCGCUGUUCCCAAAUCCACAUUAACCACCAGCAUAGAAAAGUUCUUAUAGAGGUGGUAAGUAAUGAAUGUAUUUGCUGGACCUAAGCUGCGCCUUUGUAUGUGUUUUUUCUCUUUCUAGAUUCUGAUGUCUCAGAGUUUAGAUACCAAAAUAAACUCAUGUCUGCUUCUGUAUAGUUUACUUGGAUAAAGCUGUAACUUUUUUCCGUUUUUUUUCAGAGAAUGCUAGUUGCUUAGUUAUUUAUUACCUGAAUCUCUCUUUUAGAAUGUUAGUUGUGUACGUGGGAAUUUUGGGCAUGCUUGCCUUUGUUACA